Messenger RNA from Venustampulla echinocandica, 1755 nucleotides. RefSeq lists its product as uncharacterized. The transcript has a single exon. The record is from RefSeq and is a predicted model, not a curated record. The coding region runs from base 1 to 1755 and encodes 584 amino acids. Lineage: Eukaryota; Fungi; Ascomycota; Leotiomycetes; Helotiales; Pleuroascaceae.
AUGAGCAACCACGUAUUAGAAGAACCGUGGAAGCGGAAGUGGUACCCGACUCAAUCUUGCGUCGAGGAAGGUUCGUGCGGCGAUUCAACAUUAUUGCCAGAGCCAGAAGAACAGCUACCUCAGUUUCCGAUGACGAUUCGAGCCAUCCAAGACUCCCGCUCUUCAUCUGCCGGUGGUCGCUCUCUCGUUAUCUGUCUCGAUGGCACAGGCGACCAAUUCGAUAACGACAACAGCAAUGUGGUCAACUUCGUGGCAUGUUUGAAAAAGGAUGACCCGUCUCAACUCACAUACUAUCAAUCCGGCAUCGGUACAUACGAUGGGCACGGACUGAAGAAUGGGAUAUCCGCCGUCGUUGACAUGGCAGUAGGUAGUGGCCUCGGGAUACAUGUAAAAGACGCAUACCGCUUCCUUAUGCAAAAUUAUCGCGAAGGGGAUAAGAUCUGUCUCCUGGGCUUCUCGAGAGGAUCAUAUACUGUGCGUUGCCUGGCCGGUAUGCUUCACAAGGUCGGCCUCCUGCCAGCCCACAACAGUGCACAGGUUUCCUUCGCGUAUAGCUUUUACAAGAAUGACACGCCGGAAGGUUGGAAGCUGAGCGCCGAGUUCAAAAGAACCUUCUGCACCAAUGUUCUUGUGUAUUUUGUUGGUGUCUGGGACUGCGUGGCUAGUGUGGGCUUCAUCCCGAGAAUGCUACCAUUUAGCAAGACCCCAACAAACACUAUCCACUAUUUCAGACAUGCCAUGGCUCUAGACGAGCACAGGGCCAAAUUCAAAGUCUGUCAAUGGCAGCAUCAGGAACCAAACACCAAGGCUCGAAACACGAUUGAUAACGCCCCCAAAGCCAAGGUCAAAGCCGAAAAUGACAUACAGCUUAGUCGAGUCGGCCGGAUGUUCAGCUCUUGCUUUGGCCGGAAACCAAGCAGCGGAGGGGAUGGUGUAGUUGAAAGCGGAUCCUCGACCGCCACCUCGCUACUCAAGAAGACCGAGAAGGAUAGAGAGCAGAAGAAACUUGAGUCGGAAUUCGACAAAGAUGACCAGUCGAUACACGAACAUCUCGUGACCGAUGUCUUGGAAGUCUGGUUCGCUGGUGCCCACGCCGAUGUAGGAGGAGGAGCAGUACGCAACGAUGAGCGUCAUAUGCUCUCGCGAAUCCCUCUCCGAUGGAUGAUCCGGCAGUGUUUUGAGUGUAAUACUGGUAUACUAUUUGGCACGGCCGCUUUGGCAGAGACAGGAAUCGACGUCCCGACCGUCUGGCCUGUCUACAUACCGCGAAAGAAGCCACUUGUCGGGCCCUCUCCAGAUAUGGUGGAGCAGUACGAAGCUGAAGCUCUACCCCCUCUCCGGCGACGAUCGACUGCGCUAGGCGUGGACCGAGAAUUGAGGAGGGGGAGCGACGAUGGCGGCAUAGAGGACCAUGUCGGCACUGAUAUAUUCAACCAGGACGGAAGGCGUCAGUUCCAGAUCGACUUGCUACCAGAACAGGUAGAAGACCACUUCGAUGCCAUGGCGCCCAUCAAUGACCAGCUAGAACUAGCCAAGGGGUGGUGGGCCCUUGAAUUUUGGCCCGUCAAAGUGCGCGUGUUGAAAAAAAAGUCAGAAGAGUGGGAGAAGGUGUUGAGAAUGAAUAUGGGCAGAUUCCGAGCCAUCCAGGAGGAAGAGCCGAAGAUGCAUUGGACGGUGCAGAUGCGCAUGAAUGACAAGGCCUACAAAGUUAGAAAUAGAGCGGAUACGAAUACUAUAUGGAAAAUCGCAGCUUGA